AUGCAGUUCUCCGGAUCCCUUGCCAUUUUCGCCAUCCUGCCCGCUCUGGUCGCGGCAGCUGAGCCAACCAACUACCCGAACACCACCAUAGUGUGCUCCAACGACGCUCGAAACAGCUGCCCGGAGAGCGCAGACGGCAAAAGGCGCUGUCUCGUCAUAGGCAACAACCUUUGCGCUACAACUUGCCAGGACGGUCCAAAGUGCCCCGAAGGCUGCAAGACCCAGGGCUUCGUCUACGGCUAUUGCACCAACGGAGACUACGAGUGCAUUUGCUCAAACUACGACGCGAGCGUGAGCCCCAACUAA
Pyricularia grisea is the source of this 306-nucleotide messenger RNA. RefSeq lists its product as uncharacterized. Bases 1 to 306 code for a protein of 101 amino acids. The record is from RefSeq and is a predicted model, not a curated record. NCBI's taxonomy places the organism in Eukaryota, Fungi, Ascomycota, Sordariomycetes, Magnaporthales, Pyriculariaceae. The transcript has 3 exons.